Schistosoma margrebowiei is the source of this 4873-nucleotide messenger RNA. NCBI's taxonomy places the organism in Eukaryota, Metazoa, Platyhelminthes, Trematoda, Strigeidida, Schistosomatidae. The record is from the annotation of a GenBank genome assembly.
AAUUGCGUAAACUGUAACGUUUAGAUACGCUGCGAAUAUCUACCUAAGUAACGUACUGAAAGUUAAUAAAUGAACUUUGGUUGGAACAUAUCGGGUUAUAAAUACCUUGGCCUUGUGUGCGAAGGAUCACUCACGAAUGUUCCAUUGAAGAGUGUUCAAAUAAAAUGUAGGAUAGUAAAUAUGCUUUCAGACGUCAAGGUAGAGUUUUUGUACGAAAACUCAUUACAAGAAGCUCUGGAGGCGUCAUUUGUUUUUCCAUUAAACAAUGUGGCGGUUUACCAUUUCGAAGCACAAAUCGGUGACAAAAAAAUAGUAUCCGUGUGUCGUCCACGUGCAGAGGCUAAAGAAACGUAUGACAGUGCUGUUGAAGAAGGGCACACAGCAAUCUUGGCCGAACAGGAUGAACAUUGUGCUGAUUUAUUUAAAAUGAACAUCGGGAACAUACCGCCAAAUGGAAAGGUUGCUAUAGUUCUACAAUAUGUUGGACUGAUAGAAGGAAAAAACAUGAAGACAGAUACAUCUAAGUUUAGUCACUCUGAAAUUAUCCUAACUUUGCCAAGCGUUAUCAACCCGCGUUACUAUCCAAAAGAAAAAAAGAAUUCCGACGAGUUUGAGCAGUUUACGGAGCUUGUGCUUGUGAAUUCUGUGCCCUACACAAUAACAUUUGAAUCUGAACUUUGGAUGCCGUCAAAAAUUCUGGAUGUCAAAUCAACACAUGACAGUUUCACUUGGAACUGUACAAACAAUUCUAAUCAUGGCCUUGUCAAACUUUCCUCUGAGUUUAUACCAGAUCAUGAUCUUCAAAUGGUCCUAAGUCUUUCUGAUCCACUUACAUCUCUGGCAUCUCUGGAAUAUGGUGAUCCGAACCAGUCGUCUAUAUUGGCUAUGAACUGUUUGAUGGUACAGCUUUUGCCUGAUAUUCCUAAUGUCGUCAGUUCUAAAGAUAUGCGAUAUGAGUUCGUGUUUUUAAUCGAUCGUUCAGGUAGUAUGGAAGGUGAUAACAUUUCUUACGCUAAGACCUCCCUUCUUCUCUUCUUAAAGAGCUUACCUAUGAGUUGUCGUUUUCAAAUUAUUGGCUUCGGGAGUGAUUUUGCUGCUUUAUUUUCAGAACCUACAGACUAUUCUGAAGAAUCGUUAAAUACAGCAGUGAACUACCAAAAAGACCUAAAUGCUGAUAUGGGCGGUACAGAAGCUUACAAUGCUCUAAAGUCGGCUCUACAUUCAACACCGAGUGGUGUAGGUUGGUUCAAACAAAUCAUAUUUCUUACGGACGGUGAUGUAGGUAAUGCAGAUGAGGUUAUCGGUUUGGUACGAAUGAAUGUUGACAAAGCAAGAGUAUUUACUAUAGGGCUUGGACAAGGAGUAAGCACUGCACUAAUCGGUGGUGUUGCUCGAGCUGGCAAUGGUACAGCAGAAUUUGUUCGUGAUCCCUCUCAACUUCAGUCAGCUGUGAUGAGGACUCUUUCAGCUGCAUUACAGCCAAGAGCUGAUAAUAUUGAAAUGGAUUGGAAGCUAGUAGAGAAAUUUCAUGAUGGCAAGGAGAAACCAAUUGAAGUGGUAGUUGUUCCCAAGCAAAUAACUCCAAUAUUUCCUGAUCGGUUCUCGACAUAUUUCGGUUUUUUCAAAUCUGAUAAAUCAUCAACUAUCCAAGGACAAGUAAAUUUCAAUUGUAGUGUACUAGGUGAAAAGAAAUCUUUCAUAUUAAGUAUAUCGAAUGAGAUAUUGUUUAAUGACAAGUUGAAUUGUUCUGGAAGUCUACCGAUUCAUCGACUAGCAGGAAAUAUGCGAAUGAAUGAACUUAUAGAUGAAUACCAUAGUAUACAAUUGAGUGAAAUGAAUGAGAAAAAUGAAACAGAACUGAAGUCCAUACGUCAACAAGUUGAAGAUUUAUCAUGUCAAUUGAAUAUAUUAUCAAAAUUCACUUCUUUGGUUGCUGUAGACCCAACUAAGUUAGAUGUUGAUCCGAAGGAAAGAGUCAAAGUCACUGUACCUCUUAUGUUCCGUCAUGUCGGUGCUGCAAAAAUGGCAAUGCCUACAGGGAGUAUUUGUUAUGAUACCUUUGAUGGUAAUUUUGAGGGAUCUGUUGGGUGCUGUGGUAAGUUAACCUCCUUCCCAUAUUACUUUAAUGAUUUGAAGUAUUCAGGCAUCCACGUUUUUUGCUUUAUCGCUUUUAUAAGUCAGUAAAAGUGUAUAUUGUUUAUUUUUACACGCACACGCAUGUAUUGAUAUACCGUCUUAAUACGUCACAUCGUGCUUAGUGACAAUGGGAAAUAGUGAAAUAAAUUUUAUCAAAUGAUCUUACAUGUCAUAUUGUUUUAUACCUAAGUACAGAUGGCACGUGUACUAAAAUUCAAACUUCAUCUAUUAAAACGAUGGGUAUGGUAAUUCACUUUACGAAUCCAAAGAUAUUUGAGAUUCCGAUGUGAAAGUUGAUACUUAUACUAUUUCACUAUGGUUCAUAUUUGUAAAAAAUGUUAACCUAGAAAUCUCCAAUCCUUCCUCAUAGGUGCCAUCAUAUAUUUACCAAGUAGUAGUGAUUUGGAAAAAAACUAAAAUCCGAAUAAAACUUUAAAAUACAUCAAACGAUAUUAUACAUUGACAAUACUGUAAAAUGAAUUAUAUCAAUAACUGACUAAUAGGGUAUAUGAGAGAGAUAUUCUUUCCAAUAUGUAUUACAUUGAAGUUGAGAUGACUGAAUAUGGCUAAUUGAUUUACAUCAAUUACCGGGUUUUUUUCUUGUACGAAACAUAAGGUACAAGUGUACAUCAUCCUAAAAAUUGGAAAAUUAUGUAAUGUAAUUGGAAUGAGGAAUAUCGAUCACAUUAAACGUAUUAUGAAUGUACACAUGAAGGUGAAAUGGAAGUUAUCGUCUUCACACAAAACAAAAUGAUUAUUUUACAGUUAUCUUUUAUUAUUGGUUAAUUUUUAAAGUCCAACGCGUCCAAGAUAACUCACAUUGGAAGAUAGUGUUUGUAAUAUUUAUCUUUGUUGGUCAUUAUUAUUAUUAUUAUUUAUUAUUUGAUCACAUAAAUAUUGGUACAAGCGGGUACCAUAUAUAUAUGCGCCACACAAAACAAUGAGAAUAGGAAGAGAAAAAAAGAGGAGCAAUAACGACCAGAUUAGUGUAAGGUAGUGUGAUAAUAAUAACAAUCAUAAUAAUAGUAAUGAUGGGGGAAACGGAAAAGUACAACCAGAAGAAAUCUUUCAGUUAAGGAAGGUACAACCACUUUUUAUGAAGAAAGUAAAUGAAGGUUGCAGCAGGAUCGGCACUGGCCUUUAUUCUGAGCCAUAUCUGAUAACGUCUCUAGCCACUGUGUCGCACCAUCUCUCGGACCCCAGCCAGGGAGUCGUGAAGGACCAACACAAGCCAGUCCUUUGCAGCUUUCUUUCAUACCCCGACACCAUGUCAUACACUGACCACUUCUCCACUUUUUCCAACCAGUCUCAGCGUCGGCAAAUAAUGGAUGACGUGGAAUUCGCUGGGACGACAUUCGUAGAACAUAUCCAAGCCACCGAAGUCGAUGUUUCAAGAUGGUGACACCAAUUGGAUUAUCGUCUCUGUGCCUGAACACACGAUGCCGAACCUCUGCAUUACUAACAUGGUGUUUCCACUGGAUGUCAGCAAUCUUUUGGAGACAACGAUGGUCAAACACAGAGUCGUCUAACAUCGUAAACUCAGAGGGGCCAGGUUUCACAAGCAUAGAGCAAAACCGCUCUCACGGACGCGUUGUAGGUCCGACCUUUUGCAGCCAUACUGACAUCACGAAUGCUCCAAAGAUGGUCCAGAUUGGCAUGAGCCGCUCUGGCUUUCACUAUACGUACAUUGAUCUCAUCACUCCCGCGACCACCAGCACUUAUGCAGCUACCUAGAUACACGAACUUCUCGACUACUUGUAUCUGCUCAGCAUCCAGGGCGAGUACAGGAUUAGAAUUCUGCCAGUCUUGUAGAAGUACUUUGAACUUCGAAGGUGCAAAGCACACACCGUACCUGUGGACAUUUUCGACUUAUACAUUAGCUCGCUUAUAGUGGAAACUCGGUUGUAUCUUUGUUGGUACAUUAUUCUUCAUCAUGGAGAUCAACGCCUUGCUCUCACCCGAUUGUGAAUUAUUCUGUAAGAUCUUCAGGUGAGAUCAUAUCUAUAAUAAAACGCAUAGUUCGCUGAAGUAGUAAUUAGAGUUUUUCUAUUACCUUUUAUUUUGUAUGAGCAUCUGUAACAAUAUUAGUUGUAACUAUCCUAAUAUUGUCUGUUAAUAAUUACAUUCCUUUAAUUACUUUUUAUUAUUUUAGCUUUACAGAUAUGCGAUUUCAAUAAUUCGUUGGGUUUUGAUACAGACAUGUGUGCUGAAGAUCAAUUUCAGGAAAUCCAACCAGUUAAAGUUAUGGAAAAACAUAUAAGACUUGCUGAAUUACAAAGUUUUUCAGGAUUCUGGAAAUUAAAUUCUGAUUUAUCUGAAUGUUUUGAAAUACCUCUUGAUAAUUUGACAGAGUUUUUAAAACAAACUGAAAAAUCCUUAUCUCUAUCGGAUGUUACUUGGGGGACCGCUCUGGUAAUUGCAUAUCUGGAGUUAUGUAUGCCUGAGAAGGAAAAUGAAUGGCGCCUGAUAGUUGAUAAGGCAAGAUAUUGGCUCAACACUCAAGGUCAAGUAUCUCAAAAAGAUUCAAAGAAUCCCAGUGAGUCAUGUAAUGAACUUAUUGAAAAAGCUCGUCAGGUUUUAACUAAAUUAUUGAAACCGACUACAUCCAAAUAGUUCUUGUAAUGGACAAUCUUACUGACUUUUUAUUUUGAUUUUGAAGAUUUUUUUAUCUUUCUUUCUUUAUAUAAUGAAGAUGUUGCACUUUAAUUUAUCAAAAUAUACCUUUAUUUGUUUGACA